GGCGCUGCGCGUGUGUGGCUGGGUACUGAUGAGGACUGAGUAGCUUCUGCUAAACCGUUACCGGGACUCUGUGUCACUUCAGAAGGAUUGGAAUUCGCCGGUGUCCCGUUCAGGGAUGCUUUGGUUUCACUGCUCAGGUUUUGAUAUUUGGUCGAUGGGCAGCAAGUGGCACUGAAUGGUAGCUGAGCAGCUCUCCAAAGCAUUGCAGAAGCUGGGAUGUUGCGCCAGAACGGAGGAAGUAACAGACGUGGUUUGGGAUUUUCCCGGUUCUCUACCUCAAACAUUUUUGCCAUAUCGAACUCUGCCAGCUGGGGAAUGGGACGUAGUACGAAAAGCAAUUCGCUGAGCAGUAUCAGCACCAACUCGGAUUAUGACAACUCUGUUGUGGAUCCUGAAUACAUAAUGUUGCUUGUGAAUGAUGUUAGGAAGUUUGCAGACGUACUCCUGUUCCUCAAAGAAGCGUUUGUGUCAACAGAAAAUCAAGAAAGCUUGCACCAUGUGGUCCAUGAGCGCCUUGGGGAGUUGUUACGAAUACUGAAAGCUGUUAUCAAUAAACACCACAUCCUUAAUUCUGUUGAUAUUCUUGGAGCUGCUGGCACAGUGAUUGCUAAAGUCAAAGACACAUAAAGAGAAUAAGCAGAAGAGGGGCUUUGAAUAUAAGGCCAGUGAUGAAAGUCAGUGGAAAGAUAUCAGACUUUCUGACUAGAAUUCAAGGGUGCAUUCACACAAUCCUAUGCUAGCCAUUAAUGUCCAGUGGUCUUUAUAUUCUCAGAUACGCAACUGUUCUUCACUUGGAUAUUUUGGCCAGUUUCAUUGAAUAUGUGCAAUGGCACACGAGUCCUCUCAUAAGUGGCCAAUCACAAUGAGCUUGCUCAGAAGGUCUUUUCUGUGACACAAAUUGAAACAAAAAGUAUAAUUCUGAUUGCAUCAGUAGCAAUAUUUGACGACUUAUAUAACCUAUGGCCACUAAGUUGCUGUGAUCAGUCGGUUUCUAAAAAGUCGUGCGAGUCACCGCAGCAAAUUGUCAUGUCUAUCUUCUCUCUUUGGAACAUUGUGCCCACAUUGUGAUCACAUUGUGAUUCAGAAGGGUAGAUGCCUUAUCUUUGAAGCUAUUGUUUUUAUUUUGCUUGCCAACUGCUUUCUUCCAUAACUAAGGCAACCCUUAUGCGGAGAGGUCAAUAAUCUGAAUCAAAUCUGAUAAAAUAUUAUUAUCUUAUACUUAACAUUUAGGAUUGAUUCAUAACUAAAAUAAAUACACUGAAACUGAUUUUAAGUUUUCCUAUAUUUUACAUUUUUGUUUUGUGGUCCCACCUAUAUAUUAUGCAUAAUACAUUUCCCUGAUUUUACAUUUUCCUAGAUUUUACACAAUUUUUUUCUGGUCCCCUGAAAAACUUGAAAAUGGGGGUUCUACUGUAAGUUGACGUAAGACAGAAAAGGCAUAAUGUUUGGCUCUGUGUGCAUUUAGAUUAAAGUGCUAAUGACACAUUCUUUAAAUUAAUAGUGUUACUAACAAUUUUUUUUUUUUUUUUUACAAAGCUGCCCCUAAGCAACCUACAGCCUAGUGAUACUUACCUCUCCUGCUACACUGGGCUGGGGGCAAAGUGAUCCUUCCUUAGGGCCAUGGAGGUCAACAAAUCUCCCCAAAAUUCCUCUCCACUAGUAAUAACUGAAAUUGUCAUUGGUAAGACCAACACAUUGCUUCGUUCUGCUGAACUUGCGUUGGAAGGAAACUUCAGCCGACUUUGCAAUGUGUAGGUUUCACCACGGCCAUUUCCCUUAUUGCCUUUGGAGAGGCAUUUUUGGAAGAUUUGUCGCCCACAGUAGUGCAUUUUUAUCGCUGACUACAAACCUCCCUUUACCAAUUACCCUUAGGCUUGAGUACAAAUGUAAACAAGACACUUUCAUAGCAAAGGAUUGCUCUGCCCUCAGCCCAAUAUGAGUGACAGAACCUGCCCAUUCAGUCUCAGACAAUAUGUCAGCUUGUAGCAAGAAGUAAGGUCCACUGGGCUGGAUAAGGGGCAGCUUAGUAAUAUUGACACAUGCUUGAUUAGCAAGGUAAGAACCUCCAGCUAUCACCCAGUAUGAUUUCUUUUUUUUUUUCUUCCUCUCUCUAAUUUUCUAGCUGUGAACUUCAAAAACAUUAAUGAGGAGAACAAGAGGGAGCAAUUCAGUGAAAUCUUUUCAUCUAUUGACUCAUUAGCCUUCACCUUCGGUAACGUUGUGUCGGACUUCCUUAUGGGAGAUGUAGACAAUGGGUCAACACUGGGACUUCAUGCAUCACGUAGGAGUCGGUCUUUUGAAAACAUUUCUGUGGACGAUUCAGCUGGAUUAAUUCACGAGAGGGAUGAUAUUCCAGGGCACCUUAGGGCAGAAGAAGUGGACAACAUGCUUCUGCGGUACGACAGUGGAAUUGAAUCUGCUCUAUCGUAUGCUAAAGCUUGGUCAAAAUACACCAAGGAUAUUCUUGCCUGGGUAGAGAAAAGGCUUAGUGUGGAAAUUGAAACUGCUAGAAACCUUGCAAAAAUGGCUGAAAAUGCAAAAUCAUUGGUUAAUAAUCAGGAAUAUAUGCCAUUCCAACCCAUCUUCACAGCAGCUUUUCAGAAUGAUAUGGAGAGCAGCCAAGCAUGUUUUCAAACAAUCGGUGCUCUUCAAAGCAACAAGUUCAUCCAGCCUCUCCAAGCUAGGAGAUCAGAGCUUGAUAGACAAAGGAAGGAAAUGAAAGAUCUUUGGCAGCGAGAGCAGAAAAAAAUGCAAGAUCAGGAGGCAGCUUUACGCAAAGCUAAACUAUUAAAUGCCCAGCGACUAGAUGAACAUGAGAAAGCAAAGUCCAGUACAAUGCGGGCAGAGGAGGACCUGCUCAGCAUAAGUGGGGGACUUCUGAAAGAUGGCAGCAAACAGCUGGAAAAAAGGCGACGUCUAGAAGAGGAAGCUUUGCAGAAGGCAGUAGAAGCUAAAGAAUAUUACAAAGUUUGUAUGGCAGAAGUUGAAGAGAGGAGGAUUUCUAUGGAAAACUUCAAGAGUGAUCUUUUAACGCAAGUUCGAGAACUUAUUUAUCAGUGUGAUCUCACUCUUAAAGCUGCAACAGUGAAUCUGUUCCAGUUACAGCAUAGCCAAGUAGUAUCCCUUCCAGUGAAUUGCCAGACCCUGUGUGAGAAUGCCAAGCUUUAUGAGCCAGGACAACAGUAUUCAGAUUUUGUCAAAAGCUUGCCCAAAGAGGAUGGUCCCAUAACAAACAUUGGAGGGUCACUUCUGUCUAAACGACAAGAAGAUAAUGUUCAUGCAUCACAAGGCAACUUAUCUCAAGGCUCAGGAGAAUUCCCAUCUCAGCCCCCUGAUGACAUCGGCAGCCCUCUUUAUAGACGAUCUAACAAGAUGGAGCAGAAAAGGUCCAGCAGCAGCAUAGAUAUUCCUGGUAUAAGAGGGGCACCACCUUUUAGAUCUUGGUCUGUAGGAAACCAAAGUGGAGGCAUGUGUAGUGAUUCAGAAAGUGCAGGAGGCAGCAGUGAGUCCCGUUCUAUGGAUUCUCCAUCUGCAAGCCCAGGGGGUUUUAAGAGGAGGCUUCCCAGGACACCAUCUACAGGAACUAUGUCAUCCGCUGACGAUCUUGAUGAAAGGGAACCGCCCUCACCUUCUGACAAUGGCUUGAAUGACCUUGUUUCCGAGAUUGCCAAUUCUCCAGGACCGUUUAGAAAUACAGUUAUGUCUAAGGCAGCCCAGACACACAAGCUGCGAAAAUUAAGAGCUCCAUCUAAAUGCAGAGAGUGUGACAGCUUGGUGGUGUUUCAUGGGGCAGAAUGUGAAGAGUGUUCUCUUGCUUGCCACAAGAAGUGUUUAGAGACACUGGCCAUUCAGUGUGGACACAAAAAGCUUCACGGAAGACUUCAUCUGUUUGGUGUGGAAUUUACUCAGGCGGCUAAAAACACCCGUGAUGGCAUUCCUUUUAUUAUAAAGAAAUGUACAACAGAAAUUGAAAGCCGAGCAUUAACCAUAAAGGGUAUCUAUCGUGUAAAUGGAGCAAAGUCUCGGGUUGAAAAGCUAUGUCAAGCUUUUGAGAAUGGAAAAGACUUGGUAGAGCUGUCGGAUUUAUAUGCACAUGACAUCAGCAAUGUUCUUAAGCUCUACCUUCGCCAGCUCCCUGAACCACUGAUUGUAUUUAGACUCUAUAGUGAGUUGAUUGGAUUGGCAAAAGAAAGUCAACGCUCUAGUGAAGAAAGGGGGGAUUCCUCAACUAGCCCCACAUUAAAGAGACUGCCUUCCGGUGUUGAACUGAAUAGAGUUAUUCUUAAAAUAAGAGAUCUUUUGAAACAGUUGCCAGAAUCAAACUAUAACACACUACACUACUUAAUUGGGCACCUACACAGGGUAACCGAAGAUGUGGAAGAAAAUAAAAUGUCAGCCAGCAACCUUGGCAUAAUAUUUGGGCCCACUCUGAUCAGACCACGUCAGACUGAUGCCACAAUAUCUCUUUCCUCUCUUGUGGAUUAUCCAUAUCAAGCACGAAUUGUUGAACUACUUAUAACAUAUUAUGAUAGGAUAUUUGAUGUGUCAAGAAAGAUGGUAAAUCCUGAAGAAAGUCAACCUGAAACAGUGAGGUCUACAGUUGAGAGACAACCUCAACAAAUCAGGAAAUCACAGUCAUUACCUGUCGGAAAGGAAGAAUUUUUACUGUCCCAACGAGCCAGCUCUUUGGAUGGAAAUUCAUUCGAAUUCAAAGGUGUAGAAGAGAGAGAAGAGAAACAAAGCAUGGCUGUACUAGAAGAGAUUGAGAAUAACUGCUGUCCAAGUGAUGAUAAUGAUAACAUGGAUUCCUCAUCAGAAAUGGUCAGUCCUAUGUCUGCAUUGCAUGACGGUGCUUUAGAGGAGCCUGAUCCCAUUUCAGAAGGAGAAGUCAGCCCUGCUAAAAUGAAUGUGGAGGAACUGUAUAAAACAAGCCUUUCUGCUCAUGGAAAAUCUUACCAACAGUUAACCAAAGUUCAGUUGAGGCUUCCUAGAGCCAGACCAGUGGUUCGUCCUGUCAGUUUACCUGUGGAUCGAAUUCUUACUCCCUCGGUGUUGAAGGAAAAGAAUUCCAGAAAUGUUGGUGUUUCUAGUGCAGACCAACUUGGCAAGAGUCCAAUUAUUGAAGAGGUCUCGGAUAACAAACCAUUCGCUACUGUUAAUAUAUGUCACAGACUUUCCUGUUAUGACACCCAAGGUCAAAGGAAAACAUGGGAUAAGCAAUACAAACAGUAUGACAUUACUCCACGGACUGCAAUGAUUAUGACCAAUGUUCCUCAAGAAAUCCGAGCACAUGAGUCAGAAUCUGCAGUCACUAGUUUGUCCUCUAACGUUAAUUCAUUAAAUUCCACAAUUCCCAAAAUACCUGUAUCUCUUGCCAAAGCGAGUGUGAUGGCAAGCGAAGGAAAUUGCGCUGAGGCCAUUUCACUUUUGCCUUUAAGGGCGCCGAGAACUUUGCAGCCUCCCCCGGGAACUUUUUACAAUCCGCCAUCAAAUAAAUCAAGGCAAAGUGAAGAGACUACUCAAAGUAACAUAGCAUCAGUAAGCUCAGCUAAAAUACACAGCCAGUUUAACAAUAAUAACGUGAAUCUUGUUGCAGAUUCAGAUGUAAAAUCUGACAUACAUGAACAAAACAAAAGCCCAUGCAAAAUCAAUGACUUCCAGACAACUGAAAUAAAGCCCACAUAUCAGAGACUUAGACCAAAACGCAUGCAAGAGCUCGAACACAGAGAAGCACACUUUGUGUAGACUGAAUUCAAGUGCUGCCAUCUUGUUAAUAAUGGGAGAAACUGUGCCAAUGUUUUUUUGUAUUGCCUUAACUGGAAAAAAGACAUGAAGUAAAGUGUGAAUUUUUGUUCUAUAGAGGAAAAUCUGUUUGUUUUCAUUCCUCUAAUACAGGGAUCCCCAAGCUUUUGAACCUAUGAGCAACAUCAGAAGUCAAAUGAAUCGGGGAGAAACUCUAGCAUGAAAAAUGUUCUUGGGGUGCCAUAUAAGUUCUGUGGAUUGUCAACCUACAUUGAGGCUCAGUUUAGCAGUACACCUGGUUUUUAUACAACCAAAACUUGCCUCCAAGCCUGGAUUUCAAAAAUAAGCUCCUGCUUUGAGGCCACUGGGAGAAACAUUCAAGGGGUUGGAGAGCAACAUGUUGCUCACGAGCUACUAGUUGGGGAUUACUGCUCUAAUAGAAUCCUUGUAUUCUCAGAAUAUUUAGGCUACAACCCCUUCUGCCUGUUUCCCAACAGCUGGAGGGCCACAAUGAAGUUGCAUAGACCUGGUAUAUAAGGUGCACUUAAUAAGGUAUGAUAUUAAAAUGAAUGUGCUUAUUUAUAACAAGACACAGUAUGGAACUGUGGAACAAAUUUGUUUUUUAACUGUAAAUUUGUGUAGCGAGAUGCAUUUCCUAUAACAGCAGCAAAGCAUUUGGACUUUGCUGAUUGACUGCAUUUAAUCUGUGCAAUUCAUGCGUGCUUCUUUUUAGAUAAUGGAAAAAAAAGCCUUUAUUGAAUUUUGUGGAUUAUAACUGUACAUUUUACACACUUUUUUUUGUUUUCAUCAAUUGCUAUUUUUUUAUGUGUUGUCACUUUAAUGUCAUUUUUUACAGAGAUGAUGCACUUACUUUGGUUGAAUUGACAAACCAUGUAAAAUAUAACUUAAAAUGUGAAAUAAAUUCAGUUUCUUCAUAUCUAUUGUAAAUAGGUCAAUGUACAAGUUUCAUUUUCUGCCACAUUUCUUUUGUCCAGACUUGGAUUUAAAUCCUGGUUCUGCUUUUUCACUAUAUUUUUUGGUAGUAAGUUAUUUAGUUGCCACUAUAUACACAAAUAAAAUAAUGACUGUUGCUAAUAGGUAAUCUUUUACAAUCAACAGACUACCAAAAAUGUGACUGAAUUCAGUUUUUUUUACAGUGCAACUGUUACAUACUCUCAAGCAAGUAUAUUAACUUUUAACAUAUUCAGAGUUUUAUCAUUUUGGUUUCUUUUAACUUAUUAAAAUGUAGAAUAUCCGACUUUGACUACGUUUAAUGCUUGAUUUCACAUGAGCAUAUUCCCAAUAUGAAAUGGAAAGCAAUCUGUGCACACGUGUAUUGAAAGGAGUUUUGCAUAUUAUAAAUAUAAGGUAUUUUAUAACAUUAAUCUAUGAAGCUUUUUUUAAGGCAUCAACCAAAAAUAAAAUAUUUUAAGUAAUCAAA
Messenger RNA from Xenopus laevis (African clawed frog), 7183 nucleotides. RefSeq names its product Rho GTPase activating protein 29 S homeolog (gene arhgap29.S). The record is from RefSeq and is marked provisional. Gene Ontology annotation, molecular function: diacylglycerol binding; GTPase activator activity. Gene Ontology annotation, cellular component: cytoplasm; cytosol. NCBI's taxonomy places the organism in Eukaryota, Metazoa, Chordata, Amphibia, Anura, Pipidae. Gene Ontology annotation, biological process: regulation of small GTPase mediated signal transduction; signal transduction.